CACAAACAGUUCUAAUCGUGAUUUCAAGGUGUUUGGACGUAUGUCAUUACACUGUAUUAUGUUGCGACUACGACUUACCAACUGACGUUAUUAUCUGAGGCACACAUCAUUUUCACUCAAAUAUUUUCUCCUGCAUUUUGUCAAUGAACCCAAUUUUUGUUCAUUUUUUUUUUGUUGAUAACAAAGUGAAUUGUUUACUACUUUAUGGAUAUUAUUUGAUUUUUCCUGAAGAAAGCUGUGCAUAAACACAGACUUUUCGGAAGAGAAGUAGACGAAGAGAAUAAUUAAAUUUAGAACAAUUUUCAAGUGUUGAAUAGAACAGUUGAUCUCAUCCCAGGAAAUCAUGUAUAAAUAAAAUUUGUUGUUAUUGAUGUGGAUAAAAGUUCCGUCGAUGUUAUCAACAAUUCUUCGAAUAGAAGUCGAAUCAUCUACAGUGACAAUCUCGUUGUGUCAUUGAUUUAUCUGAAAUUCGUACGGUAAACUUGAACUCUUGUUAUCAAACACCAUUCGUCGGAAAUUCGAAUAACUUCGUUUGAAAAGUGAUCGAAGUCCAUCUGUGUUUUUUUUCGAUGUUUUAUUCAUAAGUUUCCUUCAAGUUUGUGCAUUAAAAUUCUGGGAAAAUUCCGUGAUCAAAUUUAUCAGGACUCUGGAACAAAAAACUGCAACAAAUAUACUGCAAAAUACGUUCUGAAUUGAAUCAAAAGACAAAUUGAGAUUUAUCACAAAAUAAACAAUAAAAAUUACAACGCAAAAAAUCUGAAUUAUAAGCACAGCUAAUAAAGUUCACAACAACGUGCUCGACGAAGUGAUUCAAUCUGAAGUCAACUUUUGUUUCGGAUUUAAGUACCCAAACACACACACACACAGACACAUACAAACAAAUGUCACCCGGUUCAAAUACGCCACGAUCAAGUGAAAUGCAUUCGCCAAAAGUAACGCCAAACAAUUUGGAAUCAAGCACAGUAAUCGCACAAAACACAAAUUCUAUGUCACCGUCAUCCGUAUCACCACGAACAAUGUCACCGCCAACCGAUCGCAAUGGUUUUAUUGGCGACAAUUUCGGUGGAUACCAACAGAGUUUUGCCAAUUCAGUGGUUCCCUAUCAAACGAAUGUUCCACCGAAAAAGUCAUUUUGCAUCGAUGCUUUGUUGUCGAAGAAUCAUCAAAGCAAUGGCGAUCAAUCGCCCGAUGCCAAUCGUUUCCUGAGCGACGAUGACACUGGCAACAAAUACAGCGACGAUCAACGCGAAUACAUGUCCAGUCCAGAAGAUGGAAUCUCAAGGUCUGAAUCGCCAUCAUCACAGCGAUCAAGUCCACCGAUAAGCCCGGGUUGCGAAGACCAAAUGCUCGAUUCGCAUGAAACAUUUAAAAAACCAUUACCUCCGAUGCGACCACAAGAAUUUCCACCAUUUUACAGUGGCUAUCCGUACCAUUUAAUGCAGCACGGCACCUCGGCAUUUCAUCGGCCAAUUGAUGCAUCGGGAAAACCAAUACCGUUGCACAUGAAUCAUGGAUUUGUGCCACCACAUCUGUCAUUAGAGUUUCUAGCCAAGGCUGGAAUGUUUCAUCCACAUUUGCCGAAUUUAGCGGGUGGACUCCAUAUGCCGCAUGCAAUGUUGGGCAAAACAAGACGGCCACGAACCGCCUUCACAUCACAACAAUUACUCGAACUAGAAAAGCAAUUCAAACAAAGCAAAUAUUUGUCGCGACCAAAGCGAUUUGAAGUGGCCAGCUGCUUGCAUCUGUCCGAGACACAGGUUAAAAUCUGGUUUCAAAAUCGCCGAAUGAAAUGGAAACGCUCGAAGAAGGCACAACAGGAGGCCAAAGAGAAGAAAUCCUCAUCUUCAUCAUCGUCGUCAUCGUCAUCGGGUGGGUCAUCAUCUGUAUCAACAUCGUCGUCAUCGUCCAGUUCAACGCAACCACCGAUCUCAGCGCCCACCACUGGCAGCUCAACACAAAAUCUCGUCUCAAUUCAAUCCAUCAAUGGGCCGAUCAGUGACCAUAUCGUUGUGAAUAAAUCGACCGAUAAAAUGCUUGACGCUAAUCUACUGUUGAGCAAUGCAAAUGGAUUUCAUCAACCAAAAGCGAUGGCCAAUUUGGAGCAACAUCAUCGGCACAUUGUCAAUUUGAGCUCGAAUUUAUCCGAAUACAAUAGCAAUUUAUCGAUUGAAGAAAGUAUGCAGGCAGCGGCCAAACUCAAUCGACGCCCCAUGAUUUUUGCCGAUGGCAAUCAAGACAUCCAUUUUCGGCCGUAUGUCGUGUAACCAGCAAACGAAUCGAACCUUCAUUUAAAUUGAACACUCGAAUAAUCCAAUCAAACAAUUUUUUUUAGGUUCUGGUCUUUAUUUCUUUUUUUUUCUUGCCACUCAAUUUUUACUAAUGAGUGAGCUUCAUGGCUCGAGUUGUACACACACACACACACACGCUAAAGUUACAAAAAAUUACAACCCAGUAAGUUUGAAUAAAUAUUCUAGUCUUUAGAUAUUAAUAUUCAUAGCAUUUGUUUGCAAGCGUAGAUGUUAAGAAUCAUGUUUUUUUCUAUACUUAUUUCCAUCGUUAUCUUUUGGCAACAAAUUUUUACGUUUACUUUUCGUUUCAUUUCAUUACUAUAGGCUUGUCUCAAAUGCUUUUCAUUUAUACAUAGUAUUCCAAAGUGGUUAAGAUUGCUUGUAAUUUGAUAAGUUAAACAAACACACACACACACACACAAAGUAAAUGAUGUAGUUUAGUGAAUCUAUUCCCACAAAUAUUUCGCGUAGUUGUCUUUUAAACUAUGUCAUUUUGGGCACGUUAUCAUGUUGCUAAUGGUGAAUUGAAACGAAUUUGGGUCACACUUUAACAACUUGAUUUGCUGCCAAGCAAAAGGAAAAAGAAAAGAAAAAAACAAUUGGGACAUUCACGCUUUCUCAAUUCCACACGCAAAAAGAUGAAAAGAGGACUCCCCGUGAGAAUUAGAAUCAAGUAUAAAUUAAUUUGAAAGAUGCGCUUACGGCUGUUCAUUAGUUUCACAUGAUACUUACUGACCAUGAAAUGUCUCGAAAUAUUUCCAAAAAAUACAACAACUAAAAUCAAACAGAAAUGUAAUUGAAAUAAUUUCAAAUAUAAUCCACAUUGGUGUAAUCACUUUUUAAUCGAUAAAAUUGAACAGCAACAGAAAAAAGUUCGAAAGAUGUAGAGAUAUUCGUGUUUGCAUCAAUAGUAAUUGCAUAAUGUUAAUCAUUCCAUUUUAAGCAUUUUCGAGAGUUACAUUUUAGAUCAUCUAAAGCUAGAAGUUAAGAAACCCUGUAAAUAAUUCUCAAAAUUGAAAAACUGCACACAAACACCACACACACAUAAAAAAUAUGUCAUGAAAAAUGAUCAACUUAUUUAAUAAUUCAAAUCACCAUGUCAACACACGCAAUAAAACAAAUGCCCGCAAGACAUAAUCCACUCACAGAUUCCAAUUGUAUAGAUAAUAAAAAAUUUUAUGAACGAAUUUAAUUUAACAAAAAAAUGGAAGAAUAAAAUUUAGAUCUUAAACAUAAAA
Molecule: messenger RNA, 3526 nt
Organism: Sitodiplosis mosellana (orange wheat blossom midge)
Lineage: Eukaryota; Metazoa; Arthropoda; Insecta; Diptera; Cecidomyiidae
Gene: exex
Product: brain-specific homeobox protein
Exons: 5
Coding region: 882-2264 (460 amino acids)
Biological process (GO): regulation of DNA-templated transcription; spinal cord motor neuron cell fate specification; neuron projection morphogenesis
Cellular component (GO): nucleus
Molecular function (GO): DNA-binding transcription factor activity, RNA polymerase II-specific; sequence-specific double-stranded DNA binding
Source: RefSeq, a predicted model, not a curated record